Messenger RNA from Spinacia oleracea (spinach), 1238 nucleotides. Its product is annotated as RHOMBOID-like protein 3. The record is from RefSeq and is a predicted model, not a curated record. The transcript has 5 exons. Gene Ontology annotation, molecular function: serine-type endopeptidase activity. Gene Ontology annotation, biological process: proteolysis. Gene Ontology annotation, cellular component: membrane. Bases 87 to 1004 code for a protein of 305 amino acids. Lineage: Eukaryota; Viridiplantae; Streptophyta; Magnoliopsida; Caryophyllales; Amaranthaceae.
ACUUACAACAAAAUAAACCCUUUUUAUUUUUAUUUUUAAUUUUUAAUUUUUUAACUUUGAUUUAGAGAGAGAAAGAAGAGAGAGAAAUGGAAAGCGACGACGACGUCGAGAGAAGAGGAGCCGUGGUGGAGGACGGCGGAGGGAUAACAAAGAUAUCACACAUGUGGGACGAUUCCGACGUCGAAUGGAAAACUUGGUUAAUCCCCAUUUUUGUAGGGAUUAAUGUUGUGUUCUUCUUAGUAACACUGUUCAUUAACAACUGUCCUUCACACAACAACGGCGGCGGUGGUGGUGGCGGUGGCGGAGGUGGUGGUUGUGUGUCGAGGUUCCUUGGCAGGUUUUCGUUUGAGCCACUCCAUUACAACCCUCUUCUUGGUCCUGGACCUCAUGCAUUAAUGAGAAUGGGAGCUAUAAAUUGGUCAGUGAUCGUGGAACACCAUCAAGGAUGGAGGCUCAUAACCUCCAUAUGGUUACAUAGUAGCCUUAUUCAAAUUCUUGUUAACAUGUUAUGCCUCCUAUUUAUCGGCAUUCGCCUCGAACAACAAUUUGGAUUCCUGAGGAUUGGGAUAAUCUACCUAAUAGCAGGAAUUGGGGGCAAUAUAGCUUCAUGCCUCUUUUACCCAACCCACAUCUCUGUGGGCCCUUCUUGUGCUUUAUUGGGCCUAAUUGGAGCUAUGUUUUCUGAACUUCUCACAAAUUGGACUCUUUAUGUCAAUAAGGUUGCUGCAGUGUUUACGCUAUCGUUCAUGUUCGUGAUCAACUUACUCUUAACACUUGUACCUCAUCCACACAACGCGGGCCCAAUUGGUGGGUUCGCGGUAGGGUUCCUACUCGGUUUUAUAUUGCUCCCUCGGCCACAUAUUGGGUGGUUCACACGGCGGUUCCCAUCUAGCGUUAGUUCCAAGACUAAGUUUAAGCCCUAUCAGUACGCGUUAGGGAUCACAUCUCUUGCCUUGCUCAUCAUAGGGUACAUAAUCGGAUUGGUAAUGUUGUUUCGGGGCUAAGGCGGUACUUUAAGAUGGUGUUUAUGUUGGCAAAUUAUCUGUUUUCCAGCUUUAUGAAGGGAAUUGCUUAACUUGAAAUUAUGUUUUAGACAGCUAAACAUGUUUAACUACUUAAUACAUUGUUUAAGUGUUUAAAUUGAUUAGUAGUAGGUUUUUACCGAUUUAUAUUUGUAACGUUAUGAGAAGUUGCAUUCUUGCAUCGACAAACUUAAUUCCAUUUUGGGCCCUUAACAA